This is a messenger RNA of Prorocentrum cordatum, 840 nucleotides long. The record is from the annotation of a GenBank genome assembly. NCBI's taxonomy places the organism in Eukaryota, Dinophyceae, Prorocentrales, Prorocentraceae.
AUGAGCAUGGUGCCCGACCAGAAGAGCUGGAACAUCUCGCCUAAGGCCAAGUCCAUCGCCGACAGCCCGUGGAACCAGGAAGUCGAGGGUCACGUGAUGGUCUGGACUGGCGAAGGCGGCACCUGCAGGGUCAAGUCAAUCAAGCAGGGUCAGGCGUGCUUCUUCGAUGGGGUGCUCGACUCCUUCUGGAUGUAUUCUCGCAUGGCUGGGGUCUUUGAGGAUGUCCAAUCCUUCGAGGACAUGCCCUACCUACCUUGUCGACCGACUCGGCAGAGAUCCAAUAAGCCGUGGGCCGCCUGCGAUAUCCACGCUGUCAAGAUGUCGAAGCAGUGCCCGAUCGUGAGGCCGCCGCCUGUCAUGCCGUCCAAGACGGCGGAGUUCCCCGAGCUCGAGCAGGUGGACGGCCAGGACAAGCUGGACCAAGCCCGGACCACCUUCUGCGAGGGCGCGGAGGCCGAGCCUCAAUACCUGUUCGGCUGGAGCGAAGCCCGUGCCGAGAAGUAUCCAGGUCGAGGUACAGUUCUGGAGAUCGCAGUGCGGCAGCUUGUCCCCAGGUUGUCCAGCCCCCUCGCCGAUCGGGGCCCCGCGAGGGCCCGGCGAUGGGCUGCGGGCGAGCUGGCCUGGCUUGGCCGGCUGGUGUGUUUCGUCCUGCGAGGCCACCCUGAGGCCGAGCUUGGGGAAGCUGCCACACACGACGCAGGAACGGUCCUAACGCCGAGCAAGACGGAUAACUACCAGAGACUCAUCGCCAACUUCGAAAGGGAUGGCGACGACUUCUACAAGCUGCACACCACUGGCAGCAAAUGGAGAACUGGGGGACCACGUUCCUCACCGCGCUGA